This is a messenger RNA of Hyla sarda, 3737 nucleotides long. Its product is annotated as zinc finger protein 260-like. Gene Ontology annotation, biological process: regulation of transcription by RNA polymerase II. The record is from RefSeq and is a predicted model, not a curated record. The transcript has 3 exons. Lineage: Eukaryota; Metazoa; Chordata; Amphibia; Anura; Hylidae. Gene Ontology annotation, molecular function: DNA-binding transcription factor activity, RNA polymerase II-specific; RNA polymerase II cis-regulatory region sequence-specific DNA binding. The coding region runs from base 555 to 2705 and encodes 716 amino acids.
UUGAAGGCUACCUAAGUUGCUGUGGAGGCCGUUACCAGCUAUAUACCACCAGACCAUCUACCAUUGUUACUUUAAUCCCCCUAGGACCCCAUACGAUACUAACCUGCAUACAUAUGUGGCUGGUUCUCCUUGGUUUCACACGUUGCUUUAUUUGGUUCCCCCCCCCCCUUCAUUUGUCUAGUAUGCUAGGCAGUUCACCAGUGAGGUGGGGGGAAGUGUGGGGGUAUUUAUAUGAAAACCAAUGAAUAACUGGCCAAUCCAUUACCAAACAUGAUGGCGCCAUAAUUACAUGGCACCUGUAGUGCCACGCCGCCGCUAGUCCGGCCACUGGAAACCGCUCGUUUUCACCCGCAGUUAGACGCCGGAAGCAGCAAUCAUGCCAGAGGUGAGGGGUCAGGUCCUGGAAGCAUGGAUCUGGCGCAUGCGCACAUAAGCACACAGCGUCACCGGGCCAUAUUAGAUGCCAAUACCGCACAGGACAGGAAGAAAAUCCCAACAAGAAUUCUGAGGGAAACUUCAUCUUAUCGCUGAAUUAUAAAGUAGAAGCUGAAGAUAUGAUGGAGCCCUCCUCAGGAGAAGACCCCCUCACCACUAAUGUCCAUCCAUCAUACAAUCCCCCUGAUCAUAAGGGACCUCCUCCCAACCAAUCACAGGUUGUUACCUCAAGGACAGAUCAGAAAGGGGAGAAAAGGUUUCAAUGUGAUGAAUGUGGAAAACAGUUUACAAGAAGAUCACAUCUUUGUACACACAGAAACCACACAGUGGAGAAGACAUAUUCAUGUUCAGAAUGUGGGAAAUGUGUAGAAAAAUCAAGUAUUGUUCUACAUGAGAGAAGUGACACAGGAGAGAAGCUAUAUUCAUGUUCAGAAUGUUGGAAAUGUUUUAGACAGAAAUCACAUCUUGGUAUGCAUGAUGAAAGUCACACAGGAAAAAAGCCUUUUUCAUGUUCAGAAUGUAGGAAACUCUUUUCUUAUAAACCAGAUCUCAUUAGACAUGAGAGACUUCACAGAGAAAAUAAGUAUUCAUGUACAGAAUGUGGCAAAUGUUUUAGACAGAAAUCAAAACUUAUUAAGCAUCAGCGAAUUCACACAAGAGAGAAACUAUAUUCAUGUUCAGAAUGUGGGAAAUGUUUUACACAUAAAUCAUAUUUGGUUUUACAUGAGAGAAUUCACACAGGAGAGAAGCCAUUUUCAUGCUCAGAAUGUGGGAAAUGUUUUAUAAGUAAAGGAAGUCUGGUUAAACAUAAGAGAAUUCAUACAGGUGAGAAGCCAUAUUCAUGCUCAGAAUGUGGUAAAUGUUUUUCACAGAAAUUCAACCUUAUUAAGCAUGAGAUAAUUCACACAGGAGAGAAGCCAUUUUCAUGCUCAGAAUGUGGGAAAUGUUUUAUAAGCAAAGCAAGUCUGGUUAAACAUAAGAGAAUUCACACAGGAGUGAAGCCAUAUUCGUGUUCAGAAUGUAGGAAAUGUUUUAUAAGAAAAUCAGAUCUGGUUACACAUGAGAGAAUUCACACAGGAGAGAAGCCAUAUUCGUGUUCUGAAUGUGGGAAAUGUUUUACACAUAAAUCAUAUUUGGUUUUGCAUGAGAGAAUUCACACAGGAGAGAAGCCAUAUUUGUGUUCAGAAUGUGGGAAAUGUUAUACGCAUAAAUCACAUCUGGUUUUACAUGAGAGAACUCACACAGGAGAGAAGCCAUAUUCAUGCUCAGAAUGUGGGAAAUGUUUUGCACGUAAAUCGCAUCUGGUUGUACAUGAGAAAAUUCACACAGGAGAGAAGCCAUAUUCAUGCUCAGAAUGUGGUAAAUGUUUUGCACAAAAAUUCAAACUUGUUAAGCAUGAGCUAAUUCAUACAGGUGAGAAGCCAUAUUCAUGCUCAGAAUGUGGUAAAUGUUUUUCACAGAAAUUAAACCUUGUUCAGCAUGAGAGAAUUCACACAGGAGAGAAGCCAUAUUCGUGUUCAGUAUGUGGGAAAUGUUUUAUAAGGAAAUCAGAUCUGGUUAUACAUGAGAGAAUUCACACAGGAGAGAAGCCAUAUUCGUGUUCAGAAUGUGGGAAAUGUUUUAUAAGUAAAUCAGAUCUGGUUAUACAUGAGAGAAUUCACACAGGAGAGAAGCCAUAUUCGUGUUCAGAAUGUGGGAAAUGUUUUAUUAGAAAAUCAGAUCUGGUUACACAUGAGAGAAUUCACACAGGAGAGAAGCCAUAUUCGUGUUCAGAAUGUGGGAAAUGUUUUACACAUAAAUCAUAUUUGGUUUUACAUGAGAGAAUUCACACAGGAGAGAAGCCAUAUUCGUGUUCAGAAUGUGGGAAAUGUUUUAUUAGAAAAUCAGAUCUGGUUACACAUGAGAGAAUUCACACAGGAGAGAAGCCAUUUUCGUGUCCAGAAUGUGGGAAAUGUUAUAUACAUAAAUCACAUCUGGUUUUACAUGAGAGAAUUCACACAGGAGAGAAGCCAUAUUCAUGCUCAGAAUGUGGGAAAUGUUUUGCACGUAAAUCGCAUCUGCUUUUACAUGAGAAAAUUCACACAGGAGAGAAGCCAUAUUCAUGCUCAGAAUGUGGGAAAUGUUUUACAUUUAAAUCAUGUUUGGUUAUACAUGAGAGAAUUCACACAGGUGAGAAGCCAUAUUCAUGUUCCGAAUGUGGUAAAUGUUUUGCACAGAAAUCCAACCUUGUUAAGCAUGAGAUAAUUCACACAGGAGAGACGCUCCUGUGAGGAGAGAGAUUUUGAUAUUGAGAUUGUGGGGAAAUACAUUUAGGGAAAUUACAAGGAAAUGAAAUCUUUCAAACUCACAGAAUUUAUAAGAAUAAAAAACAGGUUCUUGUUAGGAAUAUGGGAAAUGAAAGGAUUUACAGCUCCAGGACCUCCCACAGUUCAUUAGGGUUAUGAUGCUAUAACUCUGGUUCUGAUAAACCAUUGAAGGUUGGAGUGUUGAGUCUACAGUUUAGAUACAAUGAAGCCCCCAAUAUUGUGCCCUCCUGGAAUCUGCUUUAAAGGGGUACUCUGCUGCUAGACAUAUUAUCCCCUAUCCUAAGGAUAGGAUAUAAGAUGUCUGAUCGCGGGGGUCCCACUGCUGGGAUCUACCACAGCACCCGCCGGGUUCCUGCAGCAGUGGUCGUGACAUCACGGCACGCCACGCCCCCUGCAUUUAUGCCUAUGGGAGGGUACAUACUGGUUGAAAUGUCCCCUACCAUAGACAUUAAUGGAGGGGGUGUGGUGGAUGUCACAAGGGGGCGUGGCCACAAUCAGACAUCUCAUCCUCUAUCCUCUGGAUGGGGAAUAAGAUGUCUAGCAGCGGAGUACUCCUUUAACCUAAUUCUGUAGAACAUUCAAAUUAGAUCUGUGCUUGACAAUCACUGGGGAAUUCUUCUGACAUUCAACCCCAUUGUUUACUGCAGUAUUCACGAUUAUUUUAUAUAUAUAUUAUUAUUAUUUUUUUUAACUAAUAGGGGAUACAUUUUUAGGAGUGUUUUAUUUGAUUUCCUUUAUAGCAUCUGUUUUUUUUACUUUAUGUCUGCCAUAUAAAUUGUUAUUACUUAUAAAAAUUACUUAUACGACCUGUAACAUUAUUUGUUUUAAUAAAAACUCCCGUAUUAAACACCUUCAUAUCAAUUACGAUCCUUUAUCAUAUGACCUUGAGGACUGUGGUUUCGUUUACAUCAUCCUAAGCGAUUGUAGGGGGGAGGUACUUCCUAUUAAACAAUAUCUAGACCAGUGGUCUCAAACUGUGGCCCUCCAGAUGUUGCA